Messenger RNA from Emys orbicularis (European pond turtle), 867 nucleotides. RefSeq names its product sarcoglycan delta (gene SGCD). The coding region runs from base 1 to 867 and encodes 288 amino acids. The record is from RefSeq and is a predicted model, not a curated record. Lineage: Eukaryota; Metazoa; Chordata; Testudines; Emydidae. Gene Ontology annotation, cellular component: sarcolemma; sarcoglycan complex. The transcript is spliced from 7 exons. Gene Ontology annotation, biological process: heart contraction; cardiac muscle tissue development.
AUGCCUCAGGAACAGUACGCACACAGGAGCGCCAUGCAGAGCUCGGAAGGCCCACAGGUAUACAAAGUGGGGAUUUACGGCUGGAGGAAGAGAUGCCUCUAUUUCUUUGUGCUACUCCUAAUGAUUUUAAUCCUGGUGAACCUUGCCAUGACCAUCUGGAUUCUCAAGGUUAUGAAUUUCACAAUUGAUGGAAUGGGGAACCUGAGAAUCACAGAGAAAGGUCUGAAGCUAGAAGGAGAUUCAGAAUUCUUGAAACCUCUCUACGCCAAAGAAAUCCGGGCCAGACCAGGCAAUCCAUUGUACUUCCAAUCUGCCAGAAAUGUUACAGUGAACAUUCUCAAUGAGAAGACUAAAGUCCUUACUCGUCUUGUAACAGGUCCCCAAGCAGUGGAAGCACACAGCCAAAAAUUCGAGGUGAAAUCCCUCUCUGGAAAAUUGCUGUUUUCUGCAGAUGACAACGAAGUGGUCGUGGGAGCAGAGAGACUGAGAGUUUUAGGAGCAGAAGGCACAGUGUUCCCUAAAUCUAUAGAAACUCCCAGUGUCAGGGCAGACCCCUUCAAGGAACUAAGACUCGAGUCACCCACACGCUCUUUGGUGAUGGAGGCUCCAAAGGGAAUCGAAAUUAACGCAGAGGCUGGCAACAUGGAAGCCACAUGCAGGACAGAGCUGAGGCUGGAAUCAAAAGAUGGAGAGAUUACGCUGAAUGCUGCAAAUAUCAGACUACCUAGAUUGCCUCUAGCAUCCCACUCCUCUACUGGAUCCAGGCAAAAAAUCUACGAGCUGUGUGUGUGUUCCAAUGGGAGGUUAUUCCUGUCUCAGGCAGGAGCUAGUUCCACCUGCCAAAUAAACACAAGCAUCUGUUCUUAA